Blastocystis hominis is the source of this 1319-nucleotide messenger RNA. RefSeq lists its product as hypothetical. Bases 19 to 1308 code for a protein of 429 amino acids. Lineage: Eukaryota; Bigyra; Opalinata; Blastocystidae. The record is from RefSeq and is a predicted model, not a curated record. Gene Ontology annotation, biological process: maturation of SSU-rRNA from tricistronic rRNA transcript (SSU-rRNA, 5.8S rRNA, LSU-rRNA). The transcript has 10 exons. Gene Ontology annotation, molecular function: protein binding. Gene Ontology annotation, cellular component: nucleolus; small-subunit processome.
AUCCAGUAAUUUUCCAAAAUGAGAAUAAAAACAAUCUCUAGAACAAAGGAAGAUUACGUUAAGGAGAGAGAGGGGGACAUUGACAAAGUGUACCACAAUUACGAUCCCAAAUAUCACCCAUUUCAGCAGCAAAGAGAGUAUGUGCGUGCUCUGAAUGCUGUGAAACUCGAUAAGAUUUUUGCUAAACCUUUUAUUGGUUCCUUAACAGGACACUCUGACGGAGUUUGGUGUACUUGUACAAGCCCGAAAAGUCUAGUGCAAUUUCUGUCGGGUGCUUGCGACGGAGAAAUCCGCGUGUGGGAUUUGCCCACGCAGAAAACUGUUUUUCACAUUCAAGCUCAUUCUCGCUUUGUUCGAGGCUUAGUUUGUGACCCUGCCGGGAAAACGUUUUAUUCGUGCAGCGACGAUGGUACGAUCAAACGUUGGCGUUUGACCAUGGACGUGGAUACUCAAGGAAUCAAAGGGUCGGACUACAACCCCGAGCCGAUCAACACAUGGCACGGAAAGAAUGAGUUCUAUUCGAUCGAUCACAGUUGGCAGGACGACACAUUUGUGACCUGCAGCACCGUCAUUAGUGUGUGGAGCCCGGAGCGCCAAGAGCCAAUCCACGAGUUUUCCUACCAGACGGAGAAUCUGUUAAAGGCCAAGUUUAACCCCGCCGAAGCGGGACUGCUCGCAGCCACGUCGAGCGAGCGAGGCGUUCUCCUCUAUGAUGUCCGCGCGUCGUCCAUUCUGCGCAAGGUGCAGAUGAGCAUGAAUUCGAACGAUAUCGCGUGGAACCCGCGCGAGCCGAUGAACUUCACAGUGGCCAACGAGGACUAUCACUUGUACACGUUCGACAUGCGGAACUUAGCAACUCCGAUGACCACACAUACGGAUCAUGUGGGGGCUGUGAUGUCCGUCGCGUACUCGAGCACUGGCCGGGAAUUCUGCUCGGGAAGCUAUGACCGAACGAUCCGCAUUUGGAAUGUGUCGAGCAGUCGAAGUCGAGAAGUAUAUCACACUUCGCGUAUGCAACGCAUCUUCUGCGUGAACUUCUCUGCGGACGGUCGAUUCGUUAUCUCCGGGAGCGAUGAUACCAAUGUGCGAAUAUGGAAGGCGUAUGCCUCGGCGCCGUUGUAUAAGCCGUCGAAGCGCGAAGAAGAGAAGCUGGAUUAUCAGAACAGCCUGAAAAAGAAGUAUGCAGCGUUCCCUGAAAUCCGCAAGAUAGCAAGACAUCGACACUUACCGAAGGUGCUGAAGAAGAUGAAAGAUAAGGAGGAGAACAGAAAGAAGAAGGAUAAGUCCGUGUUUAAUGAAAUGCAGUAGUUUUAGAAUGC